CACGUCACACGUCGUUUAUGUAAAUGGUUUGAUUGAAGAAAAAGAAAAAAAGCCUUCUGCUCUGCUCUGAAAUGGAGGUGUGGAUACGACGCAUGCGCGUUAUGUUCACAACUAUCCAGUCCUGUCCACCAGCGCAGACAUCAACAAGAGAGCGGGUUACUGAUGCGGGUUGAUUUUCAUAAUAGUCCCAUCGUAUCGACGCGCUACAAGGACUAUUACUUUGUAUCAGCUUAACGCCACUUGCAGCAAGAUGUUUGGCUUUCAUAAGCCGAAAAUGUACAGGAGUUUGGACGGCUGCUGCAUCUGCCGCGCAAAGUCGUCAAGCUCUCGUUUCACGGACAGUAAGCGAUACGAGAAGGAAUUCAGGAGCUGUUUCGGAUUGAGUGAAACACGAUCGGGAGAAAUCUGUAAUGCCUGUGUGCUCCUGGUGAAACGAUGGAAAAAGCUACCAGUGGGAACCAAGAAGAACUGGAACCACGUGGUGGAUGCCAGGGGAGGUCCCAGCCUAAAGAUAACCUCCAGGCCCAAGAAGUCCAUCUCCAAGAAAGCAAAGCCCAGCCAGAUCAGCAGGCUGCAGAAAGAGCUUAAAAGAAACAACUCAGAUGCUCACAGCACCACCUCCAGUGCCUCUCCGGCUCAGUCUCCCAGCUACAGCAACCUGUCCGAUGACGGCUCUGACACUGAACUCAGCCGAGGAUCCAGCCGUUCCCCCGUUUUCUCCUUCCUGGACCUCACCUACUGGAAGAGGCAAAAGGUGUGCUGUGGAAUCAUCUACAAAGGGCGCUUUGGGGAGGUGCUCAUCGACCCCCAUUUGUUCAAACCGUGCUGCCGCAACAAACAACAACAACAGCAGCAACAAGAGGAGGAGGAAGAAGAUGAGGAAGAGGAGGAGGAAGAGGUGGAGGUAGAGGAAAGCCAUGUGGGUGUGGAUGUCAGCGGGCAAAAAUCCCAGAUGGAAGAGGAAGUGAAGGAGACGCCAGUGUGUGAGGAAAAUGCAGAGCCCCCAGCCAGAAGUGUGGCGGUGGCCGAGGAAGGGUGGUAAAGCCCAACCCCCCGGUCCUUGCGCACAUUUCUGAAGAAAUUCUGGGGUGCUGUUUUUUCCUGAGCACUCGCAGAAAGAAAUGUCCUCACAUUGCCUUCAAUCAUCAAGGAGCUGAAAAUCCUUCAAUCUUCUCCAUAAUAACGUUGGAAGUUUGUUUAUUAUGUUGAAAUGGUAAUUUAUGGACAGCUGUGUUUCCACCCUCUCUCUCUCUCUUUCUCUCUUUUUGUAUUUAAUGUUUUUGCCAUCCUGAUGAUGGACUCGUGGUGUUUUUGAUCUACUUUAGGUGAAAUGCUGGAGCUCUAGUUUGCUGGUACAUUUAAAAGAUUUUAUUCCAAAAUGCAAUAGAUCCACUUACUUAUAGAAAAAGGUGCUACUUGAAAUCCAUUACUCGACAUUUCACAGCUGAACCCAUUCUCAGUGUGGAUAUGGUCUAAGCAUAUACAGUAUCCUUAGAUGACUAAUAUAAAGGGAUUGGUUUUGUUGCCCUUGUUCUGAGUACAUCUCUCUUUUAUGAAACGGUGGACAUCUCGUCUUGCAGUGAAUGCCAUUUCACACUGACAGAGCACAGACCUGUAUAGUAGCCCCUGUGUUUGUGUCUGUUCCCACUGACACCCACUUCUAUCAAAGAGUUUGUGUUUGUAGACUGGGUUAGUGUCUCUGUGUGCAGAUAGGUUCGUAUGUGGGUCCCAACUGAAUAAGGCCUAUUCACAGCUUCAACAGCAAAUACACCAGCCUUAAUUAUGUGUUAACAGACAGUGCUAGUGUUAAUUCUGGAUUGGUAUUAAGGAACAAAAGAGACAGUAGCUAUAUUUAUUGUGGCCUCAGCAACACAGUGCAUUUUGCAUGAAUGGCAAGCCACUCAUCCAAGAGACCUAAUGAUCUGAUGCAUGAGUCUACUAAAAUUGCAUGGCCUUAUAUAAGCUGUAAAUCUUACUUUUAUUUUUUGUUUGUUUUGAUCAAUUUCUCUGAAGUUUUAACUUAU
Messenger RNA from Monopterus albus (swamp eel), 2024 nucleotides. RefSeq names its product SIN3-HDAC complex associated factor (gene sinhcaf). Lineage: Eukaryota; Metazoa; Chordata; Actinopteri; Synbranchiformes; Synbranchidae. Gene Ontology annotation, biological process: negative regulation of cell migration. The coding region runs from base 251 to 1042 and encodes 263 amino acids. The record is from RefSeq and is a predicted model, not a curated record. Gene Ontology annotation, cellular component: Sin3-type complex. The transcript has 6 exons.